AUGUCCAUGUCGUUCACUCACUCAGCUAAGCCACUUUCGGCUCAGCAUCUUCAUUUCAACCACAUCAGCAACAGCGAAUACUAUCCACACCCUCCUGGCCAUCCCUCACGUACCUCUAGCCACAACUCAUCGCUGCUCAUGAUGCAGCCACACCAUGUACAACUUCAUCACGAUGCUACUCGUCCACUUUGUCAAGUUGCAAUAUUCUGGGAUUAUGAGUCAUGUCGUCCUGCAGGACUCAUGCCAGCGUAUACGAUUGUUGACAACAUUCGCGACGCCUGCUUGGGAUACGGCUCUAUCACUCUCUUCAAAGCAUAUAUCGAACGCCAUGAUAGCUCCCCCUAUCGUCCACCAUUGACUCAUCAUCAUAGUCAUCCCCAAUCACAACCAUCUUUUCACCAGCCAUCGCUCCGGGAUCAACUCCAAAACUUUGGAGUCUCUCUCAGCUAUUACACAAGUCCUCACCGCUCCUCACCGAUUCCAUACUCUACCAGCCGAUCCUCUUAUCCCUCAACAACCGGCGUCAGCGGCGGGGUAGGGCCGACCUCUUCUCUCUCUCCCUCCGUGCAGAGCGGUAUAUCAUCCUCCCAACUCCUAGUGGAUAUGCUCCUAUUCGCGUUGGAUCAUCCUGCACCCAAUACCGUUAUCGUUCUGAUAACGGCCGAGGAGCUGUCACCACACGCCCUCUCCGCCCUCCGUCAACGGCAUUAUACCAUAGUUUUAAUCACGCCAAAAAGCGCGACAGACGGGCUGCCUCUGCGUGCGAGUAUGGCCGCUCAGGCUAAUUUCGUGUUGGACUGGGCAGCCGUUAUGCGUGGAGCGUCCACCGGCUCAAUAACUGCAGGCCUCGGCACUGCACAGGGUACUGCAACUCCAACAGCCGUUGAAGGAACCGGCCGUCGAGAGAAUGAACAAACGGACAUCAGCGGCGAUGUGGACCCGGACAACGCAACACCAACGGGAGACAACGGUAACACGAAUACGCUAACUGGGGUCAUGACGACCUCUCCGAGUGCUUUCAGUGCUAUUCUUCACCCGUUGGCGACAUCGCCAACCACCCGCCACAUGACUCCAGCCGGGACAGUGAGUAGUGGAGGGACCGUCGUUGAUGCCCCCGGUGAUAGUCUCUCACAAGGGGACGUGUCCACUGCAGGCAUGGUCACGACGCAGGACACUCAAACUAGCCUUGUCAGUGGGUCUCCUUUUUUUGGAGGCGCUGGGGCGGAUCGUGGUCAAUCUGGGUCACGUCCGCUGUUGCCUGGUGUUACCAAGCCUGGUUCAAACUCCUCCAUCUCGUCUCGCCCGACCAGCCGGCACCUCUCCUCAUCCGCGCUGGUGAAUCCGAACCCAUUGUUCCCAGCGAGCUCCGCACAGAACACGGCUAGGGAUCCUGACAACCACGACGACAACGAGGGAGCAGAUGAGCGCGCGUCUGAAAACUAUGCGGCGCAUGGGACGACGGGGGCAUCUACCUUGAACACACAAGCUGCACCCUUUCAGCCCUUUCGUGCCCACUCUACCGGGCUUGGUGGGCUUGCUUCCCGCUCAACUCACCAACCUGGGAGCCUCUCUCGCGUCUGGGGUCACUUUCCUACCACGUCCUCGGGCACUACUGGACCAGGUUUGGGCUCGCCUCUUUUCCCUGUCCGUAGGCUCUCGUCCGGAAACGCGAAUGCCACCGCUAACACCAGUGGUCCCUCUGCGACGAGAGCUGCCACAGACACCCCCAGCGGUGCUUUGACGGCCUUGAACACCAAUGUGGGUGCUGAGGCUGGACCCCCCUCGUCAACCUCGACCCUGUCUUCUCUUGCGUCGCCUACCCCGAGCUCCAACUGGACACAGAGUCCUCCGUUACCUGUGCCGCUCCCGACACCGCAGCACACGAGCGUCUUCAGUCCGCUAAGUGCUUCAGGUAUAGGUGAAAGGAUGCGAGCGUCCUCGACCGUGUCGACAUCACCGACCGAGCCUCUUGCCCGACGUUCUUCUCAAUAUCAGCAGCCGCAAUAUCCUACUCAACCACAGCCCAUUCCAAAUGCACCAUUUACCAACCCUGCCCGUGGCUCUAAUACAGGGUUUGGAAUGGGUACAUCUCCAGCCAACACGAGAGACAAUGCUGGUGUCCCAGCGAGCUUGAGUCAUUCGCAUGGCCAGGGUAUACAAUCACCCCGUUACAUGUCGCCGCCUCCCAUGCUCACCUUUGUCCCGCAACGCCAGCAGCACCAACAUCAGGGGUCUAUUGGUCGUUUCCAGAACGCCCAACAGCAGCAGCAACAACAAAUGGCGGCGGCGCAACAAAUGCAACAGGCACUGUACGCACCACCACAGCAGCAUCAUCCGAUCCCACGACGAGGUAUCUCGAGCGAGCAAUUCAUAUUCCAACAGCAGCAAGCGAUGCUUCCCCAUCACGCCCAGAUGCAUACGCCUGCCAAUCGUGAUAUGCCGUUCGGGCAUGGUCUUCAUCAGUAUGGGGCCGCAGGCGGUAUGCAGCCGCCAGCGCGACCUAUAUCUCCACGUCACUUUGGACUGCUGCUCAAUAUUCUGACCGAGUUCAGAAACGAGGGCAAGCCUCGACCAUACAGAUCAAAGAUUGGCUCUGAACUCGUUCAACGCGAUCGAAUGGUAUACCAACGCGCAGGCGUCAGCGGCUUCAAAGACUACGUAGGCAUGGCGGAGCAAAUGGGCUACGUGCGCCUUGGCGGACAUUCUGGCAGCCCUGGCAAAGAGUGGAUUGAGCUGGUCGUUCCCGGACCAGGGGAGACAUGA
Messenger RNA from Serendipita indica DSM 11827, 2763 nucleotides. The record is from the annotation of a GenBank genome assembly. Lineage: Eukaryota; Fungi; Basidiomycota; Agaricomycetes; Sebacinales; Serendipitaceae.